Molecule: messenger RNA, 1261 nt
Organism: Hermetia illucens (black soldier fly)
Lineage: Eukaryota; Metazoa; Arthropoda; Insecta; Diptera; Stratiomyidae
Product: sin3 histone deacetylase corepressor complex component SDS3
Exons: 7
Coding region: 183-1175 (330 amino acids)
Biological process (GO): negative regulation of transcription by RNA polymerase II
Cellular component (GO): Sin3-type complex
Molecular function (GO): histone deacetylase binding
Source: RefSeq, a predicted model, not a curated record
UUCAUUAUUUAUAUUCGUUGACGUUUUGUCUUCUACGACUUUUCGUAUUGAAGUUUCUUUUUUUUUUGAAUUGUGCUUGGUCCGCUGUGUCCUCUCCAGUUUUAGGAUUAUUUUAACAGAAAGCGCUAAAUACGAUUUUAUGUACGGUUGGUGUCUUCCUCUGAAAGAAAUAGACUUGGGAAAUGGCGUAUUUCACUAAUGAUGGGAUUUUCAAUCAUGAACCUUGCGAAGAUGACCGUGCAGACAUGAAUGAGGAUUCGCGUCACACCAACUAUGAGCACAAUAAUACCUACGCUGAUAGUGAGGAAGACACAGAAGAAGCAAGUGAAACGGAAUGCAGAUCCUCAAACCAUCGAAAUUAUGAUGAGCCCAUGGAGAUCAAGGAGCAGAUGUACCAAGAAAAACUAGCAACAUUCAAAAAACAACUUGAGGAUCUAAAAAAUGGCUCCCAUCCUGAAUACGUGAAACGCGUGAAAAAGCUAAAACAACAAAUGGAAGAACGGUUACGUCUCAAUGAAAUUCAUAGAGCAUAUUUGGAAGAGUGUGUUGAACGAGAUUAUAUUCUAGAAAAUAAUGCAGCUGUGAAGGAGUAUGAAGAGAAAAAGUCGGAUUUAAAGGAAAAUCUCUUAACCGAUUUCGAGGACAGGAAGAAGCUAAUUGAAUCAGAACGUCAUAGUCUAGAAUUAACGAGUGAUUCUACAGAGAUAAAGCCCACAGUGACGAGAAAACUGCGACGACGUCCAAAUGAACCUCUACCGGUUGUAGAAAAACGUCGGAAGCCUAUAACUGGGCAACUACUUGUGUAUACACUUGAUGAAAAAGACAUUGAGAGUGAUCUGAAAUCAAUAAGCCGAGGGAAGGCGAUGACACCCAACCCAAUUACAACAAACGGAAUGCCAUCAAAUUCCCAACCGCAUCAGAAUACAAACGACGUUGCCCCAACCUUGGUAGAGACACGGAUCGAAGACGGCAAACUACUUUAUGAAAGGCGAUGGUUCCACCGCGGUCAAUCCGUUUAUGUGGAAGGCAAAGAGAUGACUCGAUUUGCUGCAACAAUAUCCGCGAUUGGUAACGAAGUGGUGUGGGUGAAAAAGGUCAAUGACAACAACAAAGUUAAGAUAAAUAUGUCACAAUUGGCGAAAGGCAAAGUUUCUAUAAAAAGGAGAGCGAAUUAAACCCGCAGAGUGUUGUUCUAGAGAUAUUUACUAAUUGUAUAAUAUUAGAUUUAAGGUUACUGAUUGUAAGUAUGAACGAUUUUAUA